This is a messenger RNA of Paramecium pentaurelia, 1877 nucleotides long. The record is from the annotation of a GenBank genome assembly. NCBI's taxonomy places the organism in Eukaryota, Ciliophora, Oligohymenophorea, Peniculida, Parameciidae.
AUGAUAAAAUAAUAAAAUAUAUAGCUAUUAUUCCCUAAUUUAGAAGAAUGGCAUUAUGAAUAACUAUCAGAGGUGUAUCAUAGCUCAAUUCUACAAGAAUAUCACAUGCUAAUUUAACAAAUUAAAACUAAAUUUCCUAUACCUAAUCACAUAAAUGACUAUGAAUUUCCAACUCAAGACAAUGCUGUUGAAUUUUUUAAAAACUACAAACCAAUAAUUCUUGAUUUGAAUUAGAUUAAAGAUAUCAAAAUCAAACUCUAUAAAAAUGCCGCAUUUUUUGGGGGUAUUGUUGACGGUAUUAGAUAAGGAGAAGGUAUUUUAAUAAAAUAGACAUUAUAAUUAUAUGAAGGGGCUUUUGAAAGGGAUAAAAAGGAAGGAAUAGGGUUUGAAGUACUCAAAAAUAAUUAGUAUUAUUAUGGGAACUAUGUAAAUGGGUUGCCUUAAGGUGAGGGAGUGUUUUGGUCAAGAACUUUUAAAUAUAUAGGUUAAUGGCAUUAGGGGAAAAAAGUAAUGAUUUAUAAUUAAUUUAUUAGCAUGGGAUUGGAUGGUAUUAAGGGAUACAUUCAGAUUAUUAUUUGGGAUAAUGGCAGAAUGGAAGAUGUUUAGGAUUCUGUUUACAUGUAAAUGGAUGCAUGUAUAUCAAUAUAUAAUUAAUAGAUAUGUCGGUGAGGUAAUCAAUGAUUUGAAACAUGGGAUUGGUAAGGAGUAUUUGGAGAAUGGUGAUUGUUACAGUGGUGAGUAUAGAAAUGGUAAGCCUAAUGGAAAAGGUAAGUAUUAUUGGAGUAAUGGAAAUUAUUAUGAAGGAGAUUUUGAGAAUGGAUUGAGGAAUGGAUAUGGAAUUUGGUAAAGUUAGACAAAGAAUGGAAUGAAUUGUUACAAAGGAUAUUAUGCAAAUGAUAAAAAAUGUGGUGAAGGCAUUUUUGAAUAUGCAAAUGGAACAAUAUAUACAGGGAAUUUUUUGGAAGAUAAAAGAUGUGGGUAUGGAUAGAUUAUAUGGACUGAUAAAGCUAUUUAUAAAGGAUAUUGGAGAGAUGGUUUAAUGGAUGGGGAAGGAGAAUAUUAGUAUGAUUAGUUGAUUUUGAAAGGGAAUUGGAAAUAGAAUUAGUUAUAAUCUUUUGAUAAGGUUAGGGUUUCAUUGAAUGAAUUUCCUUAGAAGCAUUUAGUUAAAGAAGUUAUAGAUAAUUAAGAAAUUUAAUCUAGAAUAGCAGAAGAACCAGAUUUGGAUGAGAUUGGAGAUCAAUUUUAAAAGGAUAUUUUUGGUUUGAAAGCAGAGACUGCAACUCAAAAUAUAUCUCAUAAUACUAGUCAUCAUGAUAUGUAAUUUAAUGUAAAGUAACCUAUACUUUAAAAAUAAUUUGAUUUGUUGAGUCUUUUAGAUUAAGGACUAUAAAUUUAAUCUUUAGAAAAUUCAUUCAGAUAGCAUAGUUCAAAUGUUGGAAUAUAAACUGAAUCUAAAAAAUAAUUCUUACCUAAAUUAAACAUUAAUAAGAAACAUUCGACACAAUACAAUAUAAAUCACUCAUUCCAAGAGUAAAGUAAUAGAAAUACUACUCAUUUUUAAAAUAUUGGAUUAUCAGGAUCUCCUAAGAGGAAGGAUAAUAAUGACAGUUUUAAUAAUACAGAGAGAAUGAAAGGAUAUGUUUAGAAGAAGUCAAAUGGAUCAGUUUAAUGUAGAAGUAAAAGAAAUAAAGAAGUUUUAUUAUCAAAAAAGGAGUAAAAUUUAUGGGCUAUCAAAAUGAAUAAACUAAAAUUAAGUCCAAAAAAAUAUUCUAAGCUUUGGAAUCAAGAAGUAAAUUAUUAUAUUAAAUAAGGUUGUUAAUUAAAUUAAAUCAUUUCUUUACCCUCCAGUUUGGAAACCUCCAUCUCAUAUAUCUUGA